Molecule: messenger RNA, 1670 nt
Organism: Aaosphaeria arxii CBS 175.79
Lineage: Eukaryota; Fungi; Ascomycota; Dothideomycetes; Pleosporales
Product: 2-nitropropane dioxygenase precursor
Exons: 1
Coding region: 333-1430 (365 amino acids)
Molecular function (GO): nitronate monooxygenase activity
Source: RefSeq, a predicted model, not a curated record
CUCUAAUGGUAUUCUGUCUUCUGUAAAGUUGUAAUUACGUCAUUUUUAUGGCAAAACCGACGCUCAUUUAACUUUACAACUGAGCGCACAUUGGAUGGGAAUAAGGGCGGCACUUGCGGGUCAGCGGAAUAAGAAACUCCGCAUAAUUCCGCCCGCUUGAUAUGAUAGACAUCAACAGCAAUUGUGACUCCACUACUGACAAUACAAGAGGACUACAUCGCGUUGAAAUCUGGGAUGACUCGCCUCUGAUCCUAUACAAAACUAUCUCAACGAAAUUCAUCAGAAUUAUCAAGAAUUUUAUAUUGCAGUAAUAGUAUUACAAGCCAUCUACAAUGAGCGCGCUUCGGUCGGCUGUAGCGUCUACUGGACGAAGAGCUCGGUAUGCCGACAUCUUCCCAUGGGUGACCUCACCCUUCAUUGUUGGGGCGCCGAUGCGCGUAAUGGCCGGUCCAAAUCUCGCGCUCGCAGUGUCCAGAGCGGGCGGGUUGGGUUUCAUGGGUCCUGGUGCAAAAGCACAAGAUACAGCAGUCGAUCUCGCGAAAGUCAAAGAGAUAUUGGAAAGUCAGUGUACCAAUGAUGAGAAGUUGUUUGCUGCAUUUCAAUCCACGAAGCGCCUCCCCGUAGGCGUAGGCUUCCAGCUCUGGAAUGGCGACCUUCCAUCUGCUACAUCCGCUGUGCAGGAAUAUCAACCUUGUGCUGCAUGGCUCUUUGCUCCACGCAACGGCCAGGAAGAACUGGAUGAAUGGGCAGUCAAGCUCCGAGAGGCAUCUCCAGGUAUUCAGAUCUGGAUCCAGGUUGGAACCAUCAGAGAAGGUGCAGAAGCAGCAAGUAGCGCACAUCGGCCAGAUGUACUAGUAAUACAGGGGGCAGAAGCAGGUGGACAUGGUAGAGCAAAAGACGGCUUGGGUCUCAUUGCUCUUCUCCCUGAGGCUGCUGACAGAUUACGUGAAUCUGGAAUACCUGUUAUUGCCGCUGGAGGUAUCGCAGACGGCAGAGGCGUAGCUGCAGCCUUGUCAUUGGGAGCAAGUGGAAUUGCACUAGGUACACGAUUUCUAGCCUCCAAUGAGGCUCGUAUCAGCAAGGGCUAUCAGAAUGAAGUUGUGCGUGCUACUGAAGCUGCUCAUUCAACCGCUCGAACACACUUGUACAAUCACUUACGUGGUACUUUCGGCUGGCCAGAACAUUGGAGUCCGCGAGGCAUUACAAACAUGAGCUGGCAAGAUCAUAUCGCCGGGGUCCCAUUCGAUGAACUCAAGCAACGUCACGAUGUGGCACAAGAAUCGGGCGACAAGGGUUGGGGUCCGGAAGGAAGGCUAGCAACAUAUGCAGGUGCAGGUAUCGGCUUGAUACAUAGUGUGGAGCCUGCAGGCGUUCUCGUUCAGCGCUUGCAAAACGAAGCAAAGGAGAUCUUGUCAGGGCUGGCUCAUUGAUCGUAAUCGUUACUAGUAGCAAUAAUCAAUUUACUGAUUUCUGAUUUCGGGGCUGCUAUCACCGCUGGUCAAUGUCGGACUUAAAAGGCCGUGAGUCAGAUAUCUUGACAACACAAAAAAUAAUGAUUAAAAAAGUAGGAUAUUGGUCAGUAAAAUCAGACUAUUCAUUACAUUGGAGGUAUUCUGGCUUGAGGAACAUUUUCUAUUCGUUGAAAUGAAAAUUCAUGAACAGAACCUGAG